UCGAAUCAAAUCAUAUCCAUCCCUCUCCCUCUAUCUUUCUCUUCCCCUUUCCUUUGUUCAUGGGUCUGUGCCUAUAAAGCUUGGACAAAUCUUCUCACUUCUUUCGAACCUUGACCUAAUUCUCUGAAUUGACAUUGGGCCGUCAUAUAGAGACACAGAGAGAGAUGGGUAGGGCUCCCUGCUGUGACAAGGCCAAUGUGAAGAAGGGUCCGUGGUCACCUGAAGAAGAUGAAAAGCUCAAGGCUUACAUUGAGGAGCAUGGAACUGGUGGCAAUUGGAUUGCUCUUCCUCGUAAGAUUGGUCUGAACAGGUGCGGGAAGAGCUGCAGACUUAGAUGGCUGAACUAUCUAAGGCCUAACAUCAAACAUGGUGGCUUCUCAGAAGAAGAAGACCACAUCAUCUGCAGCCUCUACAUAAGCAUUGGGAGCAGGUGGUCUAUAAUAGCAGCCCAAUUGCCAGGGAGAACAGAUAAUGACAUCAAGAACUACUGGCACACAAAACUGAAGAAGAAGCUCCUCGGAGGACGACGGAGAGAGCGACCUCAUUCUUGCCACCUCUCCUCCACCGAUUCCAAAGAACCAUCCAAUGACAUAGACCACAACAAGGGUUUGCAGUCCCUCAGCACGUCGGCCCUGGAAAGGUUGCAGCUCCACUUGCAACUCCAAGGCCUCCACCACCCCUUCGCCUUCCACAAUAACCCUUUGCCAUGGCCUAAUCUCCUUCCUCCUGGGGAGAGGAUCUUACAAAGCCAAUCCAGCAAUAUCUCCAAUGAAACAGUAGUCAAGCCACCACCUUCGACUAUGUCUCCAAAGGAACCCGUUCUGCUCGAUUCCAUGAACGGAGACAUUAUGGAAAGUUUUGAUGGAACUACAUUAAACGGUCUUUCUUCAACUACGACUACCGCAGUUCUCAUCAGUGAGCAGUACUCCAAUUCAAAACUCAAUGCGGUGGAGGCCGAGCUUCAUGACUUGCUUUAUGGCGGGCAGGAGGACCGUGGGGCCAAUGAAUUGGACUGUCUUAAGGAAAUGGAUGGUGAACGAGAGAGUACGAAUUGGUGGUCUAAUAAUCUUUAUGAUGCGAAAUCACAAAUAAGCUCUUUGGGCUCUUCUUCUAAUCUCCCUGCUGACUUGAUGCUUCAACAGUAUGUAUCGCCUUAUGAUCUAUAGGCGCUAUUGAGGUCCAGAUUUCUGACUCGGUAAUUAGUACUAAUUCUCUUCAAAUAGCUGAAGGUAAUGAUGUAAAUGAGUGAAUAAAUACUGUAUUAGUCUCCUCCCCAUGUACUUCUUCGCCUUUCUUCUUUUAUGGGCGAUAGUUCUUAAUCUAUGUUUUUCUGGAAGAAUUUUUUUUUUUUUUUUUAUUUUAUAUGUUGUCUAUCAGCUAUUCAAUAUGCAUAGUU
Phoenix dactylifera (date palm) is the source of this 1396-nucleotide messenger RNA. RefSeq names its product transcription factor MYB36. The record is from RefSeq and is a predicted model, not a curated record. Lineage: Eukaryota; Viridiplantae; Streptophyta; Magnoliopsida; Arecales; Arecaceae.